Psammomys obesus (fat sand rat) is the source of this 7125-nucleotide messenger RNA. RefSeq names its product zinc finger protein 287 (gene Znf287). The record is from RefSeq and is a predicted model, not a curated record. Gene Ontology annotation, molecular function: DNA-binding transcription repressor activity, RNA polymerase II-specific. Gene Ontology annotation, biological process: negative regulation of transcription by RNA polymerase II. Bases 268 to 2547 code for a protein of 759 amino acids. The transcript has 6 exons. Lineage: Eukaryota; Metazoa; Chordata; Mammalia; Rodentia; Muridae.
GCAGGCGCCCUCCCUCGGCCGCCAUUGCUGCCCGGGCUGCGCCGACGGGGCCCGAGCGACAGAGUCUUGCUCAUCCUUGCAAGUUCUGGACUCAGAAUUUGGUACAAGCUGCUAACUUUACUGUGAUUCCAUUCUGGACCUGGCUGCAGUAGCCCCUGAGGGGAAUAAAAAAAGAAAUGAUUGUGACUGUAGCAUGAGAGUUCAAGCAGUUGGCUCGAUACUGGAAAAAUAAAGAAUCCUGUCAGAUUCAUUCUCCUGUCUGUAGCAAUGUUAGCCUCAAGAAAGAAGAUGGCCAGUUCUUCACGCUCACAAGUCCUUCUAAUGUUAAAGCCAGACAAGGUUCAAAAUGGACCCUGCAGUGUUGAGAAGCAGACCCUCAAUUCAAGACUCGUGCGUGACACCGAAACCUGUCGACAGAAUUUUAGGAAUUUCCCAUACCCAGAGGUGGCAGGUCCCCGGAAGGCGCUCAGCCAGCUCCGAGAGCUCUGCCUGAAGUGGCUGAGACCUGAGGUUCACUCCAAGGAACAAAUCCUGGAGUUGCUGGUGCUGGAGCAGUUCCUGACCAUCCUGCCGGGGGAGGUUAGGACCUGGGUAAAUUCUCAGUACCCAGAGAACAGCGAGGAGGCGGUGGCUCUGGUGGAGGAUGUGACGCAGAUUCUAGAGGAGGAAGCUCCUCAGAGUUCUGCCCUUCCCCAAGAAGUCCCAGAGGAAGACCCCAAACGCCCCUUCCAGGCAGGGUGGCUCAGCGACUUGGUGACCAACGAAUCAAUGACAUUCAACGACGUGGCUGUGGACAUCACGCAAGAGGACUGGGAACUCAUGCGCCCCGUUCAGAAGGAACUGUAUAAGACUGUGACGUUACAGAACUAUUGGAACAUGGUUUCUCUAGGGCUGACCGUGUACAGGCCAACUGUGAUUCCCAUCUUGGAAGAGCCGUGGAUGGUGAUAAAAGAAAUUGUAGAAGGUCCUAGUCCAGAAUGGGAAACUAAAGUUCAAGCACAUAUUCCUUUGAAGGAUCCUCCUAAACUGAAGCAGGAUGGAACCCAGACCAUCAAAUUGGAAGAGCCCUGUGACUACGAUGACAGCUUAGAGAUGCUGCCAGUAUAUGCCUUCGGGAAGAUUCAUAUGGGUGAAGAGGAUUUUAGUUUGAAGUCAGAGCUUUCAGAAGAAGACUCUACAGAAGACUAUCUUAGUAAAUAUGAUAUAUAUGGAAAUAAUUUUGAAAAGCACACGAACCUAAUUGUACAGUUUGAUACCCAUUCAGAUAAUAAAACUUCUCUGUAUAAUGAAAGCAAGCCAACAUUCAGGAGUGUGUCCUCUGGUGUUGUUGUUCAUGGGAAAAUACGUCCUGGAGAUAAGCCUUAUUCAUGUAAUGUCUGUGGAAGAAAAUUUAGGAAAUACCCAUCACUCCUGGCACACCGAAAUAACCAUGCCAAAGAGAAAGCUUACGAAUGUGAAGAAUGUGGGAAAGAAUUUAAGCAUAUCUCAUCCCUCAUUGCACAUCAGAGAAUGCACACUGGAGAAAAACCAUACGAGUGCCACCAGUGUGGGAAAGCCUUCAGCCAGCGUGCACACCUCACCAUACACCAGAGAAUCCAUACUGGAGAAAAGCCCUACAAGUGUGACGAUUGUGGAAAAGACUUUAGUCAGAGGGCACAUCUUACCAUACAUCAAAGGACACAUACUGGAGAGAAACCAUAUAAAUGUCUGGAAUGCAGUAAAACCUUUAGCCAUAGUUCAUCGCUGAUUAAUCAUCAGAGAGUUCAUACUGGAGAAAAACCUUAUAUAUGCAAUGAGUGUGGGAAAACCUUCAGCCAGAGUACACACCUUCUCCAACAUCAAAAAAUCCAUACUGGGAAAAAACCAUAUAAGUGCAACGAGUGUUGGAAAGUGUUCAGCCAAAGCACUUACCUUAUUCGACAUCAGAGAAUCCAUUCUGGAGAGAAGUGCUAUAAAUGCAACGAAUGUGGGAAGGCCUUUGCCCAUUCCUCAACUCUUAUACAACAUCAGACCACUCACACCGGCGAGAAAUCCUACGUCUGCAACGUGUGUGGGAAGGCCUUCAGCCAGAGUGCUAACCUGACUCAGCAUCACAGAACACACACGGGAGAGAAGCCGUACAAAUGCAGCGUGUGUGGGAAGGCUUUCAGCCAGAGCGUGCACCUCACCCAGCACCAGAGGAUCCACAAUGGGGAAAAGCCCUUUAAGUGCAACACGUGCGGGAAAGCAUACAGACAGGGCGCAAACCUGACUCAGCACCAGAGGGUUCACACCGGGGAGAAGCCCUACAAGUGUAACCAGUGUGGGAAAGCUUUCAUUUACUCCUCAUCGCUCAACCAGCAUCGAAGAACUCACACCGGAGAGAGGCCCUAUAAAUGUAGUCACUGUAACAAAGAUUUUAGCCAGAGGACAUGCCUGAUUCAGCACCAGAGGAUUCACACGGGGGAGAAGCCCUACGCGUGCCGCAUCUGUGGGAAAAGCUUCACACAGAGUACAAACCUUAUUCAACAUCAGCGCGUGCACACGGGUGCCCGACACCGCAAUUAGCAGACAAGGGAGACUUGGUUUACGCUUUAAAACCUGAUGGCUUAAAUUUCAUUUUGUGUGCCAUGUCAAAAGACCCAAAAGGAAUCUGAAGCAGUGCAAUAGCUAGAUGCUGCAGUAUCGGAAGUACCAGAGUUAGUACAAUGGCUCUCGCCCAUUUAGAUUUAGUGUGAAACCUAAAAGCUCCGUCAACUAUUUAGCUUUUAUCUGAUAUCACUUGAAGUCAUUCCAGAAAGAAAUACUAUGAGAGGAUAUUUUAAAACCUGUGACUCAUCAACUCUUAGUAAAUUUCAAGUGUGUUUUAUUGAGGCCUUAUGAAUAUAACCUGGGAGAGCAUCCGGCAAGUAGAUCUCACACUAGAGAGUAACCCUGACAUCAUAGGAAAGAAGAUCGAUGCUUCGGGCCUUUGCUUCAUCCUAGCUUUGAAGCCUUAAGAUAACCAAAAGGUCCCUCCCAUUUUCUCGCUCCCUCUGUUCCCAUUACAACUGAAGCCAGUAAGCUUGAGGAGAAGAAAGACCUGGAAGGAUCUUAAACUGUGACCACUAUUAACUACACUUCCUCCGGGAAGAGAAGGCAGUCUGAUAAGAUAGAGGGUCAUUGCACACAAAACCCCAGCCAUGUAUAAACUCAGACACAGAUUAAACACCCCAAGCCUAAAGUCAUCUUUAGCCCAACAGUAUUUUUAGUUUCACUUGGUUUUGACAUCCAGUAUUACCCUGAAGGAGAAAAAGACUGUUCCCAUUUUUUUUCUACCUGGCUUUUAAAUUGACAAGUUUUCUCAUGGCUCUUACUGUAGCAAAGCCAUUUCUUCCAUUGAAACACAUUUCUUGAGAGCCUACUGUGCUCAAGACACAGACUUCUUGAUUGAACCCUUUCGGUUAACAAAGAUCUUUAGAGUAAAGAAAAGGUAAGGACAUGUUCCUAACUACUUUGUCACAGAGCAAGCACAAUCCUACCUAAAAGCCAUGUUGAGUGAGCAAUGGACAUGGCUAGAUAUGUUAGAAUAAGUAAUGGAAAAUAGGUUUGAGGCCAGCGCAGAGGUGGCAAGAGAAAACAAGGGUGGAAAGGAGUACGGAGGGAGGUGUGCAAAAAGCUGAUGUAUAGGAAGUAUAAUUGGACCCGCUUUGCCUAAGGAAAUAAUAGUGGUAAAACAGGAAAUGUACCAUAUUUAUAAGAAGCUAAAAAGGAAAUUAAUUUCAGGAAUAAUUAGAAGCCUAGUACUCCUUCACACAUGGAAGUAAGAUAGAAAUUACACUUAAUGUACUAGAAAAACUUUUUAUUGGAAAAAGCCUUGGCACAGAGACCAUUGUUAAUUAGUAAUCAUUAAACAAUAACUGAGUUUAUGGGUCUUAAACAGCAUAAAAGGAAGACUAGCAGGAACCAAAUUUUUAAGUUACUGUUGUACUUACCGUCAUAGUGUCAUGCUCUCAGAACGUACAGCUGAGCUUCAUCUCGCUUGUUCUUGUUUCUCCAGUGCCUUGCAUAUGAUCAAUAUAUGUUGGUUGAAUCGAUGAGUAAAUUAUAUAAAUUAGAGCUGAGUAGUAAGGUAGAAUCGCCUGGAUGGAGAGAAAAUUGGUGAGACUGAAAAUAAUGUCUGUGUCUAUUUAUCUCAUGUUUAGCAAAAACUGUUUGCUUAAGAAUGGAGAAUCAGAAGUUGAGGCCAUCAUUGCCCAGUGAAAGCUCCCUUAACCGCCUGAGCAGAAACAAGCUCUUGCACCAUAUAUCCCUAAGCUCAUAUCGACAACAGAGCAUCUCUAGACACCACAGGGGGAUUGAAGAAAAGGUUGAGGCACUGGCAUUCUAAAGCUAUCUUUGUGGGAGUGUUUCCUUAAUGAAACUGUCACUUUCUCCUUUCCUGACAUUAAUUACCCUUGACUUCAUAGUAUUCACAAAAUACCAGUUAAAAAAAUUCUCAGAUUAUGCUUACUCCACAGUUAUGUUAAGGAUAACAAAUGUGUUUGCUAGAUGAUUUUGAUGUUGCUUCCUGCCUUUCAUAACGCUUUUUCCACUAGGAUGAGUGUGGUGUGGCACAGGCCAUAGGGCAGUACUUUGUGUUUCCUGCCUUUGUGUAUUUUAUGUAAAUAAUGCAUUUAUAAAGUCUUCCACUGGUACACAGAGGCAAGUAAGGCUCCUAUAAAAAAUAUAGAGAGAAUAAUAGUACAGAAUACUGUUUUUAUGUAGGUUUCCCUCAUUUUAAAGUUGUCCUUCAAGAGGUUUUUAGCAAGUAUUUCCUACAACUUUUUAUCAGGAACAUUGCUAAAUAUGUAAGAGUUUAGAAAUCAUCCUGUCAACCGUACCUACCACCUAAAUUUUAAAGUUAAUAUUUUGCCAUAUUGAAGAGUAAAGACAUUUCACCUUCAAAUAAUCUCAUAAAAUUAGGUCAUCCACGUAGCUACACUACCUCAAAGAAAAUGGGCAGUCCUUUCUCACAUCUAGCACCUAGGCCAUUUUCUGAUUUCCCCUGUUGAGCCACUCAGUUUCUGCACACCUUUUAUUUUGUCUGUGUCUUCUACCUAAACAGUCCCUCUUGGUUUUCCUUUGUUUUCAGGGUGUGCUGUUAGUUAGUACAUGGCUUGCGUGUGAUACAGUAUAUGUCCUGAAGCUUCUAUAAAUUAGGAGUUGAGGCCAAAGGCUUAACUGAGCUCAGGUUAAACAUCUUUAACCGAAGCAUUUCACAGCUGUGUUUCCUCCUGCAUUGCCAGAACUCACUGUCAGGCCAACACAUGGCUGAUGACGUGACAUUUCACGGUUGAGGUGGUACCACCACACUGUCCCAGUGUAAUUCUUCCGGUCAUGGUUAACUGUCUGUGAACUGACACUUCGGCAGUGUGGCUGUCCUCUUUACCAACGUUUUUGUACACAGUCAUAUUGUAUUUAACGGUAAUCUUUGCCUGAGUCAGUCUUUUCAUCAAGGUCUACAAGACAGGUUAUUUUCCUAUUGCUCUUUCCACAUUAGCUGAAAAUGCAUUAGAAGCAAGUUUUGCUCAGCUUUUUCACUGACUGAGCGGUUUGGGAGUCUUCUGUGUUGACGACAGCUGAGUCAAGUUAGUCCGUUACAGCCCCUGUUUCUGUUCACCCGUCUGGCGUUGCCUCUCUAGUCUCUGGGUGCGGGCACUUUCCUGCCUUCCAGCCUGUGAUAUCUCAAGGCAUCCUACAUUUCCACCGCCCCAAACUUGGAUGGAAACAGCUCUGCUGAAACUCUUGGCUCCUUUUUAUCAGUACCUUUUUUUAGAAACAAGAUCUGGGCACUAACACACUCCUCGAAACUGGAGUGGCAUUAGCAAGCGUUUCCAACCAACCUUAUUUAUCUUGCCUCGGUUCCUCAGUUAUACAGUGUGUAAGUAGGUAAUGGGGAAUUACAAACGGGGUAUCGGGACAAACCGACAGGUCUCACUAAGCAUCAAAGCAAAUCGAAGAACAGUCGUGUGCACUGAAAGGAGCAGAUGUGACCGUGAAAGGCCUGGAGCAAGGUCACCGGGGGAAUGGAGCAUGUCAGAUAAUCUGGUAGUGGGCUACAUGCAGGGCAGUUUUGAAAGAAGCGCGUGCGUGCUCACUGCCACAUUUUCUGUUGCAUCUUAAUCACUUCAUAAGCUAGUAACACCUUCUGUCGAUUUUAUUUGUGGUGCUGGUUUGAACUUAGGGCCUCACAGGUUAAGCUGACGCUCUACCACUGAGCUACGCCUACCGUACUUUUUGUGUGUGAUACAUAUAUAUACACAUGUACGUGGAGAUGUUCAUAUGUACACGUGGGUGCGAAAGCCACAGGUCAGUAAUGGAUGUUUUCCUCAAUUGUCCUCCACCUUAUUUUUUUUAUUCACUUUUUUUUUAUUUUAUGUAUAUGGAUGUUUUGCUUGCUUGUCCAUCUGUGCACAGUAUGCAUUCAGCCUUGUAGGGGCCAUGGAAUUACAGAUAGUUGUCAGUCACUACGUGGGUUCUGGGAAUUGAACCCUGGUCCUCUGGUAGAGUGGCCAGUGCUCUUAACCGCUAAGCUAUCUCUCCAGCCCUCUACCUUCUGUAUUGAGACUGGGUCUUUUCACUGAACCUGAAGCUCGUAGAUUCUACUCAACUGGCUGAACGAUAAGCCCCGUAUUCAUCUGUCUUUAACUCCUCAGUACCACAUGCUAGCACAUCUGGCUUUUCCAUGUAUGCCGGGGAUUUGAACUCAGGCCCUCGUGGCUACUCAGCAGGCACUCUACCAGUGGCUAUCUCUCCAGCCCCUGCAUCACAUUUCUUAAGCUAGCUCUCUGAGGAUCUGUUGAGUGCAAACCUAAGUAGUGUUUUAUCUGUUUGAGACAGGGUCUCGCUGUGUAGCCCAGACUGGAACUCAUCCUCCUGCCUCAGCCUCCACGGGGCUAAAAUUAUUGCAUGUAGCACCCAUAGGCUUAGCAAUAGCUUUGGUUUUGUUGGACUAAGUCUUAGUACUUAAACCUUUAUGGUGUAAUGAUUUGUUUUUGUUUGUUCUGUGUCCGCUCCAGGCAUAAGCCUAUAGGUGGAAUUUGCACCCUCCAGCUUGUUCUUGAGGGCUCUGUAUUUCACCGUAUUUGUCCCGUUGAGCCCUAGAACCAUUAAAAGUACCAAGCA